AAAUUCUGUGCGCCUCCGGCGGCCUCCGGGAGCGUGGGAACUUAGCCUACGGGCGCUUUCCUGUAGGGGCGGAGCGGCGUGUAGAGUCGGGGGCGUUUCCGGGAAGUUAAAUGCCAGCUAAAUUUAGAGGGUAAAGUGAGGUAAACUCUAGCGCUGCUUCAGGUUUAGUUUGGCCAGCACUUUGGCUUGUUCCUCGUGGACAGCGAGCGAUCAAAUUCGUGAAAAGAGGGAGUCCGGAAAUAGCAUGAGAAAACAUCUAAAGCAUCCAGAAAUCCUCUCCUGGACACCUUCCAAGAGGCAGGCUGAAUCAUCCUUCAGCCCCAGAGAAGGGGAGGCCAAUUUCAGGUGUUCAGAGGCUGAUCGAAGGCUUGAGAUUGGCACAGCUUUUGAGGCCUGAAGGCACUUUAGUGCUUUCAGGAAGCGAUUCUCCAGCCUGCUUCUGCUGAAAGAACCUCAGAUCUUCCCAGUGAGUAAACAUCUUGUUUUAGCUGAGACUGAGCUGAAAAAAAAAAAAAAAAAACUGGGGAGAAACAAAAUUAAUUUCUUUGAAUUUCUACUCUGUUUUUAACAGGAACCCAGACUAAGGAGUUGGCAUUGGAAAUCAGACUGAGGAUGGGAUUGAGGAUCUCAAUGACCAAUAGGCAAGAAGACUGUGGCGAGUGGGUUUUUUGGUCAAAUUAUCACAAUUCAGAUAACUUGAAAUUAUCAAUCACUGUGUGGAUGUACUAACUGGAUAUACAGAACAUCCAUUCAUCCAUUAUUUAUGCAUUUGUACCUUCAUCACUUAUCCAUAUAUUUUCGUAUCUGCUAGAAACUCAAAGACAAGUACAAUAUUGUGUCCUUAAAAGAUUUACAGUCCCCUGAGGAAACAGUUAGAUAGUGUUAUAACUGUCCCUGGGCCUGGAGCUCCUGAUCUAAUCAAUAAGGCCACCGGAGCAGACCGAAGACAGUGGUUUAACCAGCUCAGGUCAUGAUUCCAGAGUCGUGGGAUCGGGCCCCUCGUCAGGCUCCGUGCCGAGCGUGGAGACAGCUCAAGAUUCUCUCCUCCCUCUGUCCCUCUCUGCUGCUCACAUGUGCUCUCUCUAAAAGACCUGAAAAGAUAAAUAUGAAUUUAGAUUCCAUUCAUCGGUUAAUUGAGGAAACACACAUCUUCCAGAUGCGGGAGCCACCAGUUAAACCACCUUGUGACAUGUUAGCACCUGCUUCAUCCCCCAAGGACACUUGUCCUUCCUGUUUGCCACAUCAGGGACUGCAAUCACGUGCCGCUCACAACUUCUGCGCUCACUCCUGUAACACCAGUGAGUGGAAUAUUUGCGAAGAGCUUCGCCUGAGGGAACUUGAAGAAGUCAAGGCCAGAGCUGCCCAGAUGGAGAAGACCAUGAGGUGGUGGUCAGACUGCACUGCCAAUUGGAGAGAAAAAUGGAGCAAGGUUCGGGCCGAAAGGAACAGCGCCAGGGAGGAAGGAAGACAGCUCAGAAUAAAAUUGGAGAUGACGAUGAAAGAAUUGAGUGCACUGAAGAAGAAGCAGAGUUUGCCACAUCAAAAGGAGGUAUUAGAAACUACCCAAGACCUGAAGCAUCCUACUUUCAUGGAAGUGCCUUCUGCACAAAGAGACCCAUUUCACCUUGGUUCACAAACGUGGGAGUCUAUCAGAGAGUGUCCGGUAAAAAGAGAAUUUCCUACAAAGGAGAACCCGGAUAGUAAGGAAGAAGAUUUGAAUAUUGACCAGUUAAAAUUAAAUGAAGAGAUGAAACUCAAUCUUAACUGUCCUGAUUCAUUAAAAAAUGUUGUUUCUGAAAACAGUACACUGAAAUCUGCAUUAAGACCACAAGCAAUAAACCUGCCUUUGGAGAAUAAAGUGCCUGAAAUUUCAGCUUUGCAGGUACAUCUGGAUGAGUUCCAAAAGGUUUUAUGGAAAGAAAGAGAAAAGCGCUCAUCUUUGGAAAAAGAAAUAGAACGACUGGAGUCAGCUUUGUCUGUAUGGAAAUGGAAAUAUGAAGAACUGAAAGAAUCAGAUCCAAAAAAUCUGAAAGAGUUCAACAUUAUUCCUGGUCAACAUGAAAAUGAAAUGAAAGAAAUAUCAGGAGAUAUAAAAGAAGAAUCAAAAUCUCAAACCGGCAAGGAUAGAGUGAUCUACGAGUUAAGAGUUGAGCUAGAGAGAUUGCAAGCUGAAAAUAUCUUGGAGCGGGACAAGAGGGAAAUACUUGAAACAGAAAAACAAGGACUGGAAAGAGAAAAUAGAAGGCUAAAGGCCCAAGUGGAAGAAAUGGAAGAGCUUCUGGAGAGGAGAAAUGUAUUAAGUGCAAACUCUCCAGGUCCUGACUUCAAGACCUCACAAAUUGAACUGCAGGAAAAAAUCAAGGAACUUUUAGGAAGACAGAGAGGAGAGGAGAGAAGAGAGGACAAGAGAAGACAAAUGAGGGAAAAAGAAGGGAAAAGUGGAAUUUGUGCCGACUAUAAAGUGAGAGGACAUAACAGAAUAACCAAAAUGGGAGCAAACACAUAUAGGCUAAUAUUUAUCAAAAUAUGUCCUGAUUUUGCUGUAAUGGAGAAAAGUAGAGUUGUAAUUCCCAACCAUUUUUCUAAAAAUGAUACCUUUAAAUGCUUGUUUGCUUUACCACUUUAUUCAGUGACAGGGAGUUUUGUACUUGGAAAGCCUUGAUUCUGUAGAUAUGCAGUGUUUGUAUUCUCCAUUCCAAAUAACACGUUUUAAAGUGAAAAGUUAUUGGAAAAAGUGGUCAGUAUUCUAUGGGGUAAAGCCCCGUGAACUAGUCAACAUGCCUGUUGUGGAGCUUUUUGGAGGCUUGUUUUCUUAAAUCAUUCUGGCAACUGACUCUUCCUUCAGGUCACACGGUGGGUCAUUUUCAGAAAGCUAAUGUGACAGAGUGGUAAUUGAUGUGUCUCAGGAAAAUGAUGAAUUAAUCUAAGAGUAGAAAGGCCAUCAAAGUCAAUUCCUAAUGAAUUUACAUUACUGACAGUGUCCAUUUCUUGAAUAGGAAUGACAUUAUUUUGCUUAGUAACUUUAUCCUCAGAAAUGUUUUAUUUUCACUCAGAGGUUUAUCAGGCAAACCUAUGGCUUUGUUAACUUCUUCACUCAUUAUUUAUCUUUUAAAACCUUCAUUGCUCAUACAAUUAUUGAAUAAUUUAAGAAUAAAUAUAUCUGUUCUUAUGCUGUUGUAAAAUAAUAAUUUUAAAUAUAAAAUAACAUAAUUUGAUGUUAUUAGACAGGGUUAUUUCACCUUUUUCUUUAACCAUUCUUACAUAGCUUUGCUUUCUGUGGUACCCUAGAAAUUUUAAUUUUUAAUACAGUGAUUAGUAAAAAUUUAUAUUACUGUAGAGACUUUAGAGAUAUGGAAAAUUUUAACCCUUUCUUAUGUGAAAUAUAUUUUGGUAUAUAAAAAUGAAAAUAAUUCAUUUUGAAGAAUGUCUUAGUUGUAGCAAAACACUGAUCUACACAUGAGUGUCUUUCAUGAAUUGAUAAUUCAGUGAUUUCAUAAAACUUAGAAACACAUCCGUGAUUUUGUAUACAUUUUAGCAAAAGUAAAUUAGAUUGUGUGGGUUGACCAGAACAAUGUUCUUUUCUCCAAGAAUUUCUGAAGUUAUCAGAGACAGACGCUUAAGUACCAUUUGUUAAUGUCAUAAAGAGGUAUCUAGUGAAAUUUCACACUGAAUUAAAAUAAAUCAAUAUACUACAAAAGAGGGUGGCAUUUUCUCUAAUAUAAUGACUGCCCUCACUCACCCUGAAAUACUCACAUGCAUUCAUGCAUUCAAACGCACAUGUAAAUGCAGACAAUGAAUUGAUUUUUAUAAAUAAACUCGAAAGUAAAAGUUUUAUUUUUCGUUGUUUUGUGAUUAUUCACUGGAGAAAAGAUACACAAAUAAGAUUUUGUACAUAUGAAGCAUUAUUUCUAGGAAUAUAUUAAAACUGGGUGGAGUUUCACCUUUUCUUAGAAAAAAACAAAUGCUGUCAUAGAUUAUUAAAUUAAAAUUAUGAAUAGUAAAUCCCAAC
This is a messenger RNA of Neofelis nebulosa (Clouded leopard), 4009 nucleotides long. RefSeq names its product coiled-coil domain containing 102B (gene CCDC102B). The record is from RefSeq and is a predicted model, not a curated record. NCBI's taxonomy places the organism in Eukaryota, Metazoa, Chordata, Mammalia, Carnivora, Felidae.